CCCCCUCACACUCCACCCGUCCCCCGCCGCCUGUGACGCAACCCCCAUCAACGCCCAAAUCCUCUGAAAAUCAUGCGGCGGAAGCCGCGCUCCACUGGCCUUCUCUUCUCCGUCGCCGUCUUUCUUCUCUUUGCCUUUCAAUUCUCCCGUAAGGCCUUCUUCAACGGCGCCGAUCUCCCUUUUCCUUCUUCAUAUAAUCUUCUCCCUUCUCGCUCUGCUAAUUCCGAAGCUCAUUACGCUCUCCAUGAAACUAACAUCGACUUCCCUCACCAACUCACUCACCGGACUCGCCACGUGUCUUCGAUUCUCGAUCCUGUUCCGACGGUUUCGCUUCUUCUCCCCGAUUGGGAGGUUCUUCUGAUUUCUUCAAUCGACACGCCGCUUGCUUCUCCGGAUUCUCUCCGGGACUUUCUCUGUUUGUUUCAGAACAAUGCUACUUCAUCGGCUAAUUUCUCCGGGGUUUUGGAUUUUACUGGUCGGCUUACGUUUAGGUGCUUUAUGCCAGAGUCCGUCCGUCGUCUCCGGCCGUUUUUUCAACCGUUGCUUAUUAAGUCGCCGGACAAGGAGUUUUCGUCUUAUUCGUCUUCUUCUCUGGCGCCGGAAUUGAUGAGGUGGACUUUUUUCGCUUAUGAAGCUUUCGAAACAGAGGACGACGUCGUUCUGUUCGUCAAAGGCGUGAACCAUCGUCAAGGGAAUAACCGGCCGCCGACCGAUUUGAACUGCGUGUUUGGCGAUGGCGAUAACGCCGUUAGAACUGCCGUCACCAGUUCUGUUCAGGAGGUUUUCCGAUGUCGUCAUCCGAAUCUAACGACCAGAGAAGAUCACGACAAGUUCAAAAUCACUCUCGAAAUUCUCGAUAAAGGGAAAAGCGUCAUCGUACCGUCCGUUGCUUAUUACUCGCCGCGCCGCAGCGACGGCGGCGGCGGUUCAUUGGCGGCUCAAUCGAUGAUUUGUGCUUGUACGAUGGUGUAUAACGUCGGAAAGUUCUUGAAGGAGUGGGUGAUGUACUACUCGAGAAUCGGCGUCGAUAAGUUCAUUCUGUACGACAACGGCAGUGACGAUGAAAUUUCCGCCGUCGUGAAGGAAUUAAAACAAGAAGGAUACAAUAUCGAGAUCGUAUUCUGGAUUUGGCCUAAAACGCAGGAAGCUGGAUUUUCUCAUAGCGUUGAGUAUUCGAAGAAAUCCUGCAAAUGGAUGAUGUUCGUCGACAUCGACGAAUUCGUCUUCUCUCCAUCGUGGCUAAAUUCAUUGAAACCAUCGAAGAACAUGGUAAAAUCUCUACUUCCGGCGGAGAAUAACGGAAUCGGAAUGAUCACAGUCAUGUGCAACGACUACGGGCCGUCGGAUCGUAUCUCGCAUCCGACGGAGGGAGUAACUCAGGGCUAUAAUUGCCGGAGAAAAUUAGAGGAGAGGCAUAAAUCGAUUGUGCUAUUGGAGGCUGUGGAUCGGUCGCUGUUGAAUGUGAUUCACCAUUUUAAAUUGAAGACGGAAUUUCGGUCGAGACAGAUGAGGCCGGAAGAGGCGGUGGUAAAUCACUACAAAUACCAGGCGUGGCCGGAGUUUCGGAUGAAGUUCCGGCGGCGCGUAUCGGCUUACGUGGUGGAUUGGAAGGAUUCAGCCAAUCCGACGUCGAAGGACAGGGCGCCGGGGCUGGGAAACACGGCCGUGGAGCCGCCGGAUUGGCCGAGGAAGUUCUGUGAGGUUAGAGAUGAUCGGUUGAGAUUGCUGACGCAGAGAUGGUUCGGGUCUCAGACGGCGGACGGGUAUAGAAUGGCUUGGCAGUGAUUAUGAUUGAUUGUUUCGUUGUAGAUUUUUUACCUUAUUGUUUUUUUGUGUAUAUAUAUAUAUGUAUUAAUUUUGUAGGUUCAUCAAAUACUGAAAAUACAGAGGAAAAUUCAUUAUUUUUUUAAAUAAUCAAUUUUAUUUACAAUUUU
Benincasa hispida (wax gourd) is the source of this 1934-nucleotide messenger RNA. RefSeq names its product glycosyltransferase family protein (DUF23). Gene Ontology annotation, molecular function: glycosyltransferase activity. NCBI's taxonomy places the organism in Eukaryota, Viridiplantae, Streptophyta, Magnoliopsida, Cucurbitales, Cucurbitaceae. The record is from RefSeq and is a predicted model, not a curated record. Gene Ontology annotation, cellular component: cytoplasm.